GCAGAAUCGAUUUCAAAAUACCCCACAUCACCACGCCAUUCAACUGAUGUUCAACGUACUCCUCUCACUGUCCCAAACCCACACUCUCCACUACUUGUGGACGAUGGAUCCAGCAAGUCAUCUGUCCUGAAACGUCUCGAACACGAUCGUCCAAAGUCUAUUGACGUACCAACCAAUCUAGAUUCCUCUAUUCUGAGUUCAAUGCGCUCGCCCACGUCUGGAGCUGGCUCCACACAACAACAACAACAAGCACAAUAUAAUCAACAAGGUAUUGAAAAUCCUACGCAACGCCCACAUACUGUCUUUAGAACACAAUCCGUGCCUGUCAAAACAUAUCGAAAAGUGUUAAAGCAACAUGUCCAGAAUACGAUUGUCACUACAGGUGCUACAGGAAACGGUGUGUUAUUGGAUAGCAAAAAAGAAGGAGGAGAUCACCAGGUUGUCGUUCUGAACCCACAGACGACUGCGAAAGCAUUCACACGCAUGGUAGCGAGGUCAAGAGCGUUCUUUAAUUUGAGUCAGCAAUGUCAUGAUAUUUAUGCAUGGAAGCAGCCUAUUUUGUCGGUUCUGAAUUGCGUCCUUUUUACCGUAUCCUGCUUCUAUCCUGUGGUGUUGAUAUUGACACCAUUGUUGUUAAUUGGGAUUCUGUACAAGCAAACCGAUGUCAGGAGCGGACAGGCGGUGUCUCACGUACUACUACCUAGAUUUGACGAGACCUCGCCAGAGUACUACAUUAAUCUGGAGCGUAUG
Molecule: messenger RNA, 750 nt
Organism: Phycomyces blakesleeanus NRRL 1555(-)
Lineage: Eukaryota; Fungi; Mucoromycota; Mucoromycetes; Mucorales; Phycomycetaceae
Exons: 2
Coding region: 543-704 (53 amino acids)
Source: RefSeq, a predicted model, not a curated record